GUCCUUUAUAGCCAGUAGACAUGAGAUCUUGUAUCGAGGCUCAAGACUGACACCACACAAGGUAUCAGUCUGUUUCACGUCAGCAGUCCAAAGUAAACAGACAAAAAGACAUGGCAUCCGAAUGGGACGAAUCUUUUUUGCAGCAGACAAGAAAGGAGCGUGAGUUACAAUAUUCCCCGUCACAAUGGUACACCAGAAUCAGCCCACGAGCAGCGCUCAUACAGAACCACAUCGAUAUACUAACAAAAGAAAGCGAAGAAGCCAAACAAACCUUGGAGUGUGUACUGGAUAUAUCAUAUGGUGAAAAACCUCUUGAGAAAAUAGACAUUUUCGGUGGGCAAACCUUACCAAAAAAUGCUCCAGUCUUUUGUUACAUACACGGAGGAGACUGGGCCAUGCUCGGGAGGGAGAUGUCAAGUUUUAUGGCCCCUCCUCUGAUGAACAGUGGAAUCAUUGUGAUUCCAAUUGGAUAUCAUAGAGCACCAGAAGUGGACAUGCCAGAGAUUGUAACGGAGGUGAAGAACGCCAUGUCAUUCAUUUUGAAGUGGGCCAGUAAUCGUGGAACACGGUCUGUGUAUGUGGGGGGUCACUGUGCCGGAGGACAUCUUGCUGCUAUGAUGUUGGGUGUUGACUGGACAAAGGAAUCUGGUGUAUCCAAUGACUUAAUCAAAGGUGCAGUACUGGUAGCGGGUGUGUUCGACCUUCGCCCAUUAGUAGAUACUUACAUUGGCGACCCGCUCAGUCUAACAAGUGAGGUGGCCUGGGAGUGUAGUCCCUGCAGAAACGUGGAUACGAUAGCCUCCCUGAGUAGACAUAGGACCUUGAUGGUGGUGAUGGGUGGGAGGGACACGCCAUCAUUCAGACAACAAAGUUGUCAGUUCGCUGAGGCACUGAAGAAAAGAGGUGUGACCGUACUAGUAAAGGACUUUGAGGAAUACGACCAUUUCCAAAUCAAUCAAAACUCCUGGUCAGAGUACAAGGAAAUUGCCAACAUGAUGCUGAUUUAAAAGUGAUACCAGAGGCUUAUAAUAGUUACAUUGAGCGUUCAAUAUCAUUGAUAGGGACACAGAAAAUUGACUUGCUAUGUCAUCUGUAUUUCAAAAAUGAAAAAUACCCUACAGGAGAAGAAUGUGUAAGACAAGUGCAGCAAAUUGUGAAUGCGAAAAUAGCAUGAAUCCAGUAGAUUUUAACAUUUUUACACAUCAAAAUAAGGAGAGUAUUAUAUACACGUAGACAAAUGUUCUUCUCGUCUCAUUGAAUUUUGUUUUGACGAAGAAUAGAAUAAUAAUAAAAUAUCAUUAAAACGAACAUAAGAUUAAUCAA
Molecule: messenger RNA, 1323 nt
Organism: Pecten maximus
Lineage: Eukaryota; Metazoa; Mollusca; Bivalvia; Pectinida; Pectinidae
Product: kynurenine formamidase-like
Exons: 12
Coding region: 111-1007 (298 amino acids)
Cellular component (GO): cytoplasm
Molecular function (GO): hydrolase activity
Source: RefSeq, a predicted model, not a curated record